GGCAUGAGUUUAGGAUCCGUGAGUGGAAAAAAGAGGGGGUAAUGAACAACACGCCGCCUGGAUUACGGUUGCUCAGGCCUCCGACGGUGAUAGGCCAGUUCCACACCUUGUUCUUCGGCUCGGUGCGGAUGUUCUUCCUGGGCGUCCUUGGCUUUGCUGUCUAUGGGAAUGAGGCGCUGCACUUCAGCUGCGACCCCGAUCGCAGAGAGCUCAACCUGUACUGCUACAACCAGUUUAGACCCAUAACGCCUCAGGUCUUUUGGGCGUUACAGCUGGUGACAGUGCUGGUCCCUGGGGCAGUGUUUCACCUUUACGCGGCCUGUAAAAACAUUGACCAGGAAGAGAUACUUGAACGACCUAUCUACACCGUCUUCUACAUCAUUUCUGUUCUUCUACGCAUCAUUCUGGAAGUCAUCGCCUUCUGGCUACAAAGUCACCUCUUCGGCUUCCAGGUCCACCCGCUGUACAUGUGUGAUGCCAGUGCUCUGGAAAAGGCCUUUAAUGUGACUAAGUGCAUGGUUCCUGAACACUUUGAAAAAACUAUAUUCCUUAGUGCCAUGUACACCUUCACUGUGAUCACCAUACUUCUCUGUAUUGCUGAGAUCUUUGAGAUUCUCUGCCGGCGGCUCGGUUAUCUCAACAACCAAUGACACGAUACACACGGGCGCACACAGAAUGACUUAGGUUGAAAAUCGAUGAAGCUACUUCUGCCAGUUUUAUUAAGCUCUUGGUUAGCUACUGCCGGACUUUGACAAAAAAAACAGGAAGCCGACGAAAGAGCAACACCUCACCUGUGGUCGGUCGUGAGUUGCGCCAAGAAAAUUCAAGAUGUGCAACAGUUUCGAGGCUGGAAAGUCUGAAAUAUUCUCUAGGUGUUAUUUGCCGUAAAUUAACGAGUGAUCAAUCCUAGUUGUAUUUCGGAUAUCAGUGGGUCUGUGCUGGCUGUGUCAAAGGGUCUUGUUUGGAUGUGAUGGUAAGAAAAUAAGCACUUCUCACUCUGAUCUGUUGGUGGAUGACGCAGAUAGAACUCUGGUUGUCUUUGUUACCCAAGAAGACUAAAGGGCAGGCAUCAUCUUCAAGCAGUGCCAACACCCGGUGACCAUCGUGGCGUUACAGCACAAGGAACGCCAACUUUGUCCAAACCUGGUGGCCCCAAACUGCACCUCAGAUCUGGUACUCUGUGCAUUAGCUGCACCCUUUUGCCACUCACCCAAAGGCCUUUGGACUUUGUUCAUCAGGAGCUGCCAAUAAGCUUUCAAAAGUUGUGAAAGGAGGCUUUGACAAAGGUCUUGCCAUGUUGUAACAGCAAGCAAUCACACUAGUAAGCUAAGUCAAACAGUUGUGCAGAAAAGUGCAGACAAACUUCAGUCUGAGGAUCAAAUAUGACAAGCAGAAUUCACAGCUGGUCAUGGAUUAUCACUUCGGUCACCCUGAAGAAUUUCUGACUCAGUAACUCUCCCCACGGGCGAGUGAAUUUGCAGGUGCCAUUGCUCCUGACACUUCCAUGUGUGACAGUUUUCGCUUGUGUCUGUGACUACUUCCAGCUCGUUCUGACCUUUACUUGCACCAACACGAGCGCCACAGCCUUGGCAUGGACUCCUUGAAAGGGAUGCCGGCCUCUCCUGGUACCUCUUCCAGCCAGUCGGGUCUUUACAACCUCCAACCUGACUUGUAGAACGGAGAUCGGCCAGUCGCUCGCAUUCACCAGAAAUGGCAAGAUUCCUUCUCUGAGAUGUAAAGGCAUCUGUGGACAACAUAUUUUUGAAAUUGACACCAUUAUUUUAAUUAGUUGAAUGAAGUGUUUUACCCUUUGGGGUUGAAGAUUUGCCCAAAGAAGCAAACUGAACAUUAAAUCUGGAAAAGCUGAAACACCAACCGCCAAAACAAAGAAAUACUGCACGAUUCAAGUGCCUAGAUUUUAAUACAAUUGUGCCAACACAUUAGCUUGUGGUAUUAUGCAUAGUACUUUCUGUACUUUCACCUUUGGUGUACCUGUCAAUGUAUUUUGAAAAUGA
Notolabrus celidotus (New Zealand spotty) is the source of this 2015-nucleotide messenger RNA. RefSeq names its product connexin 23 (gene gje1a). Bases 42 to 650 code for a protein of 202 amino acids. Gene Ontology annotation, cellular component: connexin complex. The record is from RefSeq and is a predicted model, not a curated record. Gene Ontology annotation, biological process: cell communication. The transcript has 4 exons. NCBI's taxonomy places the organism in Eukaryota, Metazoa, Chordata, Actinopteri, Labriformes, Labridae.